AUGAUUAUAUGUGGAUGUGAAAACUUCACGUCCAAGGAGUUAAUUCCAAAGGUGAUUGUUUUCUGUGUGGAAAUGCUGGCCGUUUCGGCUGAUGCGGUGGCCGUUCUCCCAUAUCUCGCAUUCGCAAUCCAAGGCUUUUGGCUUCUAGUGCCCGUAGAGCCAACCAUUCUACUCGUAAUCUUUGUAAGUUUAUAUUGGGCUGCUUGCGUGCUGAUACUGAAAUGUCUCAUUUUUCGAGUGUAUUUGCUGUCGGGCGAAAGAAUUUGGAAGUUUGAGAUCUCUGAACGACACUUUCAUCUCAUGCAACUCUCAUGGUAUUUCUACAUUGUUCCGGUUUUGUGGUUUAUAUCUGUGAUGAAUGUGGAGAAGAGCAAAGUUCCGAUAAGCUACGAUAGCUACGAUUCCCUAAUCUCACCGCGCGUUAUCUACUGGAAUUUCUUUCUCAAUUCAAACUCGAUCUCAUGUGCUAUAGUGUGGACGAUUUUAGUCUUGAUCUACGGAUUUUUAAUAAUCGUGUGCUUGUUCAAAAUUUUCUAUGCUCUCAAUCGAAAUCAAAACUUCAGUCAACGAACAAAAGAUUUGCAUAGAAAAGCCGUCUAUUCGUCGGUAUUUUUGAUUGUGCCUUCGUCUUUGUCAAUUUGUUCAAUUGUCGUCAUCAUGUUUUCAUUGUUAGGGCUGCAAAAGCUUGGAGUUGAUGUCUCAUUUGUGUUCAUAAAUCGUCUAAUCCCAUCUACAAUCAUUGGACAUUCAAUUGUGAUUGGAGUGAACACUUUAUAUCAUAUGGGAUACGAUCAAGUGAAGCUCUUUUUCACACGAUUGAGUGGAAAAACGUUACCAGUGGAAAACCAAAAUUCGAGUACACUGGUGGUGACUGGGUACUCGCAA
This is a messenger RNA of Mesorhabditis belari, 885 nucleotides long. NCBI's taxonomy places the organism in Eukaryota, Metazoa, Nematoda, Chromadorea, Rhabditida, Rhabditidae. The record is from the annotation of a GenBank genome assembly.